GGCAGCAUCCAGCCCAGCCCAGCCUCAUCAACGUCGUCGUCGCUGCAAGGCUCUGGUGGGUAAGCCUCUCUGUUCUGCCACUGACUGCCAUGAACAACACCAGCCAUAGACUGCGACCCUCCGACCAGUGACUCUAUCUACACGCGCACAUCUGGAACCAUCGCGGCAGGCGGCACUGGAAUUGCCCCGCAUCGCAUCAGCAUCAGCUUCAGCUUCUCACCAAAGCCGCAACCCGCAAGCCCAGCACCGUCACGCAACUCCCAGCAUCGUGGACUUCAGCAGGCGCAAGCCCUUAUCAUAGCCAGGCUCGCCGAGCACCUCCUGCGCCAUGGAGGGGUACCUCCCCAGUGGCGGCUUCCAGCUGCCAUUCCAGCGGCGCCUCAGCAGGCUCUACAAUGACACUAAGAAGUCGUCCGACUUCGUCGUCAAGGAGCCCAUUCAGGUCGAGGAUGACCCCGAGAUCAAGGCCCUCCACCGCAAGUUGCGCAUCCAGAAGGACCGCCUCGUCAGCUGGGGCCUCGAGUGGUCAGAUCCCAACCAGGCCGCCGAGAUCGAUGAGAGCCUCUCCAAGGCCGGCCUCAGCGACCUCGUCGGCAGCAUCAUGGCCACCAUCAAGGACAUCCUGGCCGAGGCAGAGCCAUUAUGGGCCGCUUCCAAGAGGCCAGCCACGAGCAGCCGCGCCUCGGAGAAGUCCAUUGCGGAUCGCAAGUCUGCCCUUGUCGUCUGGGACAAGGGCAGGUUCGAGGACCUGAUCCGCGACCUCACGGCAUCCAUCGACACACUCUGCGACUUGUCACGGACCCGGUCAGCCGGAGGCCUGGACUCAGCGUCUUCGAAAAGUCUGAAGAAGUCGGAUUCCUCGCUUGAGGACCUCAGAGGAUUUGGAUCGACCCGGAUACGGGCGCCCAAGGUCAUCAGCCCAGAGACCUUCCGCGCUCUAGCCCCCAUGCAGCAGCCGUCAUCAAAAGGGUCCGCGUCGCGACCCGUGACACAAGAAAUCGCCGUCAUGGGCAGGCAGGCUUACUCUGACCUCACGAAUCGCUCUGUGAACCAGCCAUGGCUGCCACUGUUGAUCGACUAUGCUCGCUUCGACCCUGUCUACUCUCAGACAGGUGUGAUGCCGGCUCUCUCACGCUUCGAGAAAUUGAGCACCGGCUUGCAAUCCGAGUCUCAAAGAGCACCAGGUGCCUGGAUCGGGUUGCCUCAUCUACUCGGAUACCACGAGGACAUGGAGAACUCGCGUCUUGCCCUCGUGUACCAAUUCCCUUCGGCCUUUCAACCAGUCGUUUUCGACCAGGCCACGCAGGGCCCGGUUAGCAACACCACCACUCUUGCUGAACUGCUCGAAAGGCCAGACUUUGAGCCAAGGCUGGAGGCCAAGUUCAAACUUGCUCACAACCUUGCCAACACCGUGUUCGACAUGCACGCACGGGGUAUUGUGCACGGCAACCUACAAGCCACUGCUAUUUCAUUCUGUAAUGUAGGGAGAGACCCCGGCAUCUCCGACGGUGAGGUCGACAUCCGUCGUCCGCUCAUCACGUCGUUCGACUUGUUCCCAGAGUCAUCGCCGCGGAGGCCAAAGUCACCGGCGCUAUCUCUCUACCGACAUCCGUUGGACCCGCGCGUAACAGCCCAGUCACCUCUGGCCUUGAACGAGGACAACAAGACCCUCGAUCUAUAUUCCCUGGCCAUGAUCCUCGUUUCGAUAGGUCUCUGGACCAGACUCGAGAACCUCACGCCCAGUCGUGACUCGCAAGGCAUCACCGAAUCUGUACUCAAACAGCUUGCCAUCAGAUGCGGCACUCCUUACAUGAAAGCCGCCAAGGUGUGCUGGAACGCAGUUGAGCAGGAGCUUGCGCGGCCCGGCAAGGCUGAUGACAUUCUCGACCACGUCCAGAUCCGGACGUCUCGAUAUCUGGAGGCCUGCUGCAUUUUGGAUGGAGUCAGCGGCCUUGAUGACCGGUUUGGCGACGAUUCCGCUCGGCUGUCACCAACACUCAACUUGCAGACAGAUGUGCCUGUGGGUACACCUACGGCUUCUUCAUCAAAGCCUGCCGAGGCUUCGGGAUAUGAUCUGAAGACGCCGGUGUCUACCAACACGCCAACGUCGGAAUCUGCCGCGGUCAAGAAAAUGCAAGAAGCUGCGGCUGAAGCAAAUGUUCCCUUGAAGCCGGAAUUCCCCGCUACAGAGGCAACAAUGGGCACAGAGCCACAGGCCAAGAAGGAGCGCUCAUCAAAGCUACGAUUAUACCCUCAAGUUACUUUGCCGACCGAGAAAGUCGAAACAUGGAAUACGGUCAUCAUGCCUCAGAUCAACAUGGCCCUCAAGUCAUUCUACCGCAAACACCCAGAGUCCGUCGAGAUCUCCCUUGAAUCAAUUGGCGAGUCACCACAGAAGACAACGCCGACCGUCCUCGUCGUCUGCACAUCGGUGGGCAAGGUCCGCGCCAUCCUCACGAAAAAGCUUGAGCCGUUCUUCGACGGCACAGGUUUCUCCCUCAAGGUGUGCCGGGGAUCAAUGCUGCGCUCCAGAAAGGGCCCGACGCGCAGUAUGGCUCGUGGACAGGGAAACGAGCUGUCUGGAUUUGCCGCGGAAGAAAAGGAGCAGGACCACAGCGCGUCUGCUGCCAAUGCCGACUAUCAGAAGCGGCCACACAACGGCGCGAGCAUCGGUGCUUGGAUAGGAGAUAAGCACCUUCCGCCUGUCAGCUUUGGAGGGCUGAUCAUGGUAGACGACCGGCCAUUUGGGAUGACGGUCCAUCACAUGCUCGACGAUCCUGAUGCGGCACAUCUGAGUAGCAACUCUGCCGAGACCGGCACGGACAGUGUCAGAGCAUCGGCCCCUCCCCACAGAAGUGGCUCCCAUGAUUUGCCGUCAUACUCCCAUGAUGAGGACUGGUCGACAGAUAGUGGUGGCGACGAUUACUCGUGCGAGUUCUCGGACGACGAGUCUAACUAUUCAGCCACCGACCUCACGAGCGACGACGAGGAAGAGGACGACGACGAUGAGUUUGAGCAGUUUGAUGAGCCUGGCGACAUCCCUGGUGUCGAGCCGGGUUGUGGUGAUGGCUAUGUCGUGACCCAGCCCGCUCUGGACGAUGUGGACGAGAACUUCUAUCCCGAAGAGGAGACCAUGGACGAGGACCAUCUUGCCACCUGUAGACUCGGGGAGAUCUUUGCCACCUCGGGCAUCCGCAGGCGCCGGGACGAGAAUUACCUCGUCCACGAGAUCGACUGGGCCCUGUUUGAGUUCCACGACGAUCGGCAGCCUGCGGAGAACUUUGUGCCACGCGCGAGUAUAGAGACCAGCAAGCCCUUGGCGGACCAAGAAUCGUUGCAUCCAUCUACAGUCGUGCCGUUCUCGUCGCUGCCCGGUCUUGAGGUCCAGUGCAUGGCCCGGACGAGUGGGCUUCAGACAGGCCACAUCAUGCCUGCCCUGACCUCGGUCAAGAUAUUCGGACGGCAAUCAGCCAGCCAGACUUAUCAGGUCAGCGGGAGCUCACCAGUAAACCUCAAUCAACCACGAAAUCGUGACCCUCCGCUCGGUAUUCCGGGAGACUCGGGUGCUUGGAUCAUCGAGCGGGCGGACGGUCGUGUCUGCGGCCAUGUACUGGCCUGGAGCCAACGCAAGCAGGUUGCAUAUAUUUGCCCCAUGGAUAUUCUUCUCAAGGACAUUGCCGACACGCUCGAAGCGCGGGAUGUGCGAUUGCCGUGUCCUGGUGAGCUCGAGUCCAAUGUCGUGGAAGAUGAGCUGCCAAUUACAAUGCAGCUCGAGGGCCACAACCCCUGUGAGGAGGUGAAGUUUGAGGGAACAGAGGAGCUGGGCAGUCACGGCAACGACAAGUUUCGUUACACAAAAAUGGCUACUGCGGGCCAGCAGCUGCCGCCACAACAGGAUACACUGCCGCUUGAGCAGGAUGACGCAACCCACCAUGAGCUGGCGCAGGGUGGUUACGGUGGGAAUGACACGGUCGGCGCGCUUGGUAUUGAGCUUGACAGGAUGCAUUUGCACAGCACGGGAGCUCGGUGACACAAUUUGGGAGUUUUCGCGGGACGGGCAUUUCCAGGGAUCUGGGGGGUAACGUUGACAUGUUCAAUCUGCAUGGAGUGAGCAGGGCUGUUGCUUUCAAUUAGCUAGUAGUGUGGUGAUGACGCACAGUAAAUGGAUACCCAAUAACUUUUUUCUCCUGUCGGGACGAACUUACUGUAUUGUCAACAUUGCUUGGUGCGCUGAAGGACCGCUACUUAAGACGCUC
This is a messenger RNA of Microdochium trichocladiopsis, 4256 nucleotides long. RefSeq lists its product as uncharacterized. The coding region runs from base 329 to 4030 and encodes 1233 amino acids. The transcript has 2 exons. NCBI's taxonomy places the organism in Eukaryota, Fungi, Ascomycota, Sordariomycetes, Xylariales, Microdochiaceae. The record is from RefSeq and is a predicted model, not a curated record.